UCUAAGCGCCUCCCAUGCCACAAACUUGGGAAAGGGAAAAACACACCCCACUUAUCCAUAGUUGUUUCAACAUGUCCAGCAGGAUUUUAGAACAAAUAUACUAAUGACACCUUUAAGAUACAUAUUUAUACAUUUAGGACUGGAUUUAUCUUUAUUUUAAAGCAGCAGUCUUACUUAGUAAUCACUCGAUCGCUUCGGUUAGUUGAUUGAGUUGGAUUUUCAACAUAGAACAAUAAUGUUUUGCAGAAACCAAACUUCUAGAGCCACUGUGGCCCGCGGAUCCGCGAUGGAGAUGGAGGUGAAGAGAGGCCGAUUCCGCCUGAGCGUGCUGGAGGAUUCCGCACAGGACUGUGAGGUUCAGAGACAGAUCGAGAGGGAGGUGAGGAUCAGAGAAGGGGCCUGUAAGCUUUUAGCAGCAUGUUCUCAGAGAGAGCAGGCACUGGAGGCUUCCAAGACUCUCCUCACAUCCAACAGCCGCAUACUGGCCCUCAUGACCCAGCUGCAGCGCAUGAAGGAAGCCCAGGCCAUGCAGAAAGCAGGACGAAGGUCAUCUGACGGUGGGUCUGAGCGAUUUCCUUGUACUGGAAAAGUAGCCAUUUCAGAUAUUCGUAUUCCUCUCAUGUGGAAAGACUCAGAGUAUUUCAAAAACAAAGGAGAGCUGCACCAGUGUGCCGUGUUCUGUUUGCUGCAGGUGGGCACAGAGAUUCACAAUACGGAUCUCGUAAUAGUAGACAGGACGCUCACAGAUAUCUGUUUCGAAGAACCAGUGAUAUUCACUGACAUACCUCCAGGCUUUGACCUGCGGGUGGAGCUCUACAGCUGCUGUGUGGAGGAGGAACUCAGUGUGGGCUUCUCGUCUCGGAGACUGAGCCGGCUGGGAAGUGCCUCCAGUAAGAAGUUCAUGGCAACUUUGGAGACAGCAGCUUCCUGUAGUUCCUACGGCAGUGGAACCGGAUCGGGCGAAGGAGGAGUAUCACCGGUUCUGCUGCCUGCUCCGUCUAUACGGGGCCCUAAAUAUCACCUCCUGGCCCACACAUCUCUGACCCUGUGCCACGUACAGAACUCUUUCCGAACCCAUGACCUGACUAUAUCAGACACAGAGGACUGUCCGUCCUGGUUGCCUCUCUAUGGUAAUUUGUGCUGUCGGCUCGUGGCUCAGCCUCUCUGUAUGACUCAAGAUGUCAUGUGUGGAAAACUCAGAAUUCGGUCAGAGACCAAUCCUGAGGAAUGGAGAGACGUCUACGGUGUCCUGAAUGGAUCUGAUUUAAAGUGUUACCAGCAGAAAGAUGAUACAGACUCUUUAGAGACACCAGUGUUCACUAUUCCCAUUAAUAAGGAAACUCGUGUACGUGCCACAGAGAGAGAUCCGGCUCUACAUACGCAAAGUAUCACUAUAACCAACCAGUGUGGCGCUAAGACCACGUACACUAUUCUCACGCACACAUCUAAAGACACACAUGGCUGGAUGGAAGCCUUCUGGCAACAUUUCUAUGAUAUGAGUCAGUGGAAGCAGUGCUGUGAUGAGCUCAUGAAGAUUGAGGAACCGUCUGCAAAGAAAACUGUGGCAGUGACUUUAAAACAAGGCUCCCUGUAUCAUGAAAUGGAAGAAAGAAAGUUGGUUUGGAACGACAUCAAUUACGCCGUCAUCCACCCAGAGCAGAAAUCAUCUGAUACCCCUGAACAGACCGGUUUCUUCUGAGAUCCAAAGCCUGCUGUCCACCUAUUAUAAUGACAGUUACUGAAAGGAUGGAACAAGACUAAAGACUUUUUUGUGCACAGCUCAACACACCCCAAAGCAGCACAGCACACACAAAUCUUUGCCAGCUUUAGUGUGCAACACUUUUUUGGGAAACCAAAAUUCAUUUGUUUAUUUUUUUAUAAUGUUAUAGACCUAUUUAUUGUCAAAUUCAUAAUGCACACACAAGUUCUUAACCAAUUUCCUUAUUAUUUGUCAUGAUCACAGAAUUAACCCUAAUAUUAGAUGACUGUACUUUAUCCCACUUCACUAAUUACCAAAUAAAUUAAUCUAAUUAACUUUGAUAUUUGAUUUGAAAUUAUGUGAGAAUUAAGAAAUUGUAGAGUGUUACAACAGACAAUAAACUUGCACAGCUACAUAGGAAAUUGGUUGCCAUGCAGGGAAAACAGUCAACUGUGCAAAAUAAGAAUGUUGCUGUUGACCAAUUAGAAGUAAGCAUUCUAAAGAGCUAUAUAAUCAUUUAAAAUGUGGUUAUGCUAUAAAAGCUUUUUAAAUGUUUUCUUCUAAUUUAGUUAUUUCUCAGUUUACAAUUGUUAAGGUGUGAAAAACAUACUAUACAUGUAUAGCGCCAGACCAUUACUGAGCAUUAAGUUUGAUUCUACAGCCCUUAUUGGCUGUUUAACUUGAUCCCCUGCGGAAUCAGGACUUCUUUUACAUGUGGUGCUGGAUUAAAAUGCUGCUGGAUUAAAAUCUUCUGCUACAAGCUAUGGAAAUCCUGCAUGACAAGAGUUUGACAGAUGAAAGCUUUUGUUUUUGUUUUGCUUUUAUUGGCUAGUAGUAAGUAAUUAUUAAAUCACCCUAGGCCAGAGAAUUGAGCAACCACAUCUCAGCUCAAACUUUAAAUUAAGACAGGUAGCAAAUUCAAAAUAUCUGUGUUAGGAGAAUGCCUUUUGCUUCCAUAUUAUCAAAUCAACAAAUCAACAAACCAACACUGUUUCAGAUCGAUAUGAAUGUAACCCCAAUACUAAACCUUAUUGGAUUUUAAUUUUGGAUUCAUCAAGAUUAAUAACAAAUUGUUGGUGAUACUGUAGCUGGAAAAGUAGGCUGCAUUGACAAUAGGUAUGAACCUGUUGUUUCUUCGUGUAUAUGACAAUUAUGUUCUCAAAAUGUUUUUAUAGUGCCAAGAUAAUAAAAUGAAUGUUUGGAAAUCCCCA
Molecule: messenger RNA, 2910 nt
Organism: Ctenopharyngodon idella (grass carp)
Lineage: Eukaryota; Metazoa; Chordata; Actinopteri; Cypriniformes; Xenocyprididae
Product: rhotekin-like
Exons: 14
Coding region: 236-1699 (487 amino acids)
Biological process (GO): actomyosin contractile ring assembly; septin ring organization; signal transduction
Cellular component (GO): actomyosin contractile ring
Source: RefSeq, a predicted model, not a curated record